CUGCACACGGCCGAGCAUCCUGAGCUCUCUGCUGCUGCUGCUGCUGCUGCUGCUCACUGGGACUUUUAAACAUCACAACCUGGAGCUCAACUGACCCCAAAAACACACCACUGGAGAAGAGUUUGGCUUUGAAAAGAGUGAAGGUAUUUCUACAACAGGUGAAAUACGAUGAGGUGGAUUGUGUUGCUGUCUGUGUGUCUACAUGUCACCUUAGCAGCAUUUGAUUACCUUUAUGAAGAACACUCAUUUAUGGACCCGGAGGAUGUGCUGAGUGUGAGCAUUCCUCUGAAGGAGCCACAGCGUCCUCUACUAGGGGCAACAUUGCUACUACCGUGUUACUUCGAGGACGACACUGUCCCAGACCCCGGAGCUCCCACCAUUGCUCCACUCGCUCAUCGCAUCAAAUGGAGCCUCGUCACCAAAGAAAAAGUCACGACUAUCCUGGUGGCCUUGGAAGGACAGGUGCGUAUCAGCGAGAGCUACCUGGACAGAGUUCAUCUGGUGGGCUACCCCAUGACUUCUACGGAUGCUAGCAUCAAGAUAUCUGAGUUGCGGUCCAGUGACUCAGGAGUCUACCGCUGUGAGGUCCAGCACGGCAUCGAGGACAACCACGACAUCGUCCAUGUGCAGGUUCAAGGUAUGGUGUUCCACUACAGGGCCAUCAUGGGACGCUACACUUUGACUUUUGAAAAGGCAAAAACAGCAUGCACCCAGAACAGUGCGGUCAUGGCUUCACCUGAACAGCUUCAAGCGGCCUACGAUGACGGAUUCCACCAGUGUGACGCUGGCUGGCUCUCUGACCAGACAGUCAGGUACCCGAUCCAUGAUCCUCGUGUGAACUGCUAUGGUGACAAAGAGGAGCUGCCUGGCGUCAGGACAUAUGGAGUGAGAGAUCUCAAUGAGACUUAUGAUGUCUACUGCUUCACUGAGAAAAUGACAGGCAGAGUUUUCUACACCGCUGCUGCAGAAAAGUUCACCUUCUCUGAGGCUGUGGUGGCAUGCUCCAAACAGGGAGCUCAGUUGGCUACUACUGGUCAACUCUACCUGGCCUGGCAGGGUGGGAUGGAUGUCUGUAACGCCGGUUGGCUGGGAGACAGGAGUGUCCGCUACCCCAUCAACAUUCGUCGGCCGCAGUGUGGAGGGGGUCUGCUGGGGGUGCGAACUGUUUACCUCCACACAAACCAGACAGGAUACCCACUUCCUGAGUCCCGUUACGACGCCUUCUGCUACACAGAGUCCCCUGAUGAGGAAGGUUCAGGCAUCGUAGAAGAGGGAAGUGGCGUGUUGAGUGUUACCACGGUGACACAGAGCCCAGAGGUGUUCUUCAGGAGGACAACCACAGAGAGCGAGGCGAUCGGAGAGGUGGAGACUCAGCAGCCUACCGUAGUGGACUUCACCUUCACAGAGAGCCCUACUGGGCUGCCGCUGCCUCAGCCGCCCAACGUCACUGAGUUCAUCACUGACCUGAUAGAGGCGGCCACUGCCCGGCCCGACACAGGCCGAGAGCCCAGCAAAGGCUUUGUGAUGCCUCCAACGGGUGUGGUCUUCCAUUAUCGCUCAGGCUCCAGCCGCUAUGCCUUCACCUUCGUUGAGGCCCAGCUGGCCUGCCAGAGUGUCGGAGCCUCCAUGGCCAAGCCAGAGCAGCUGCAGGCAGCAUACGAGGCUGGAUAUCACCAGUGUGAUGCAGGAUGGUUACUGGACCAGACUGUAAGGUAUCCCAUUGUUUUUCCUCGACACAAGUGUGCUGGAGAUCUGGGGGAUCAACCUGGAGUUCGGUCAUAUGGUUUGAGGCCAGCAGACGAGAGAUAUGAUGUGUACUGCUACAUUGAUGGGCUCAAAGGUGAGGUUUUCCAUGUGGGCUCCGCUGAGGGUUUCACAUAUGAUGAGGCUGCUUCUAGCUGUCAAGAGCAGAAUGCCAUACUGGCCUCCACCGGAGAGCUCUACACAGCCUGGAAAAUGGGUUUCGACAAGUGCCGUGCUGGCUGGCUAUUGGAUCGUAGCGUCCGCUAUCCCAUCAACAACCCCCGCACUGAGUGUGGAGCUGGGAAAUCAGGAGUACACACUGUGUACGCUCACGGCAACCAGACAAGCUAUCCUGAAGUUGAUGCCAAAUUUGAUGCAUACUGUUUCCGAGCGGAUAUUCUACUUAUUGCAAAUGAAACUGGACUGAACAUCACAGAUAUCCAGGAGGCCCUGCUUAACCUAACAUCAAUUACUGAUCUGCUGAGGCCUGCUGUUCCUUCCAUCGUCUCUCCCAUCCCUGUGGAUACUUCGGGCUCUGGCUCAGGCUCAGCAGAAUUCGGCUCAGGGUCUGGGGUUGACGGUGCCUCUGGGGGUUACUCUGGAGACUUGUCUGGAUCUGGAGACCGGGUAACCAGUGGAGAUCUGUCUGGAUCUGGAGACCUGUCUGGUUCUGGAGACAGGGUAACCAGUGGAGAUCUGUCUGGAUCUGGAGACCUGUCUGGUUCUGGAGACAGGGUAACCAGUGGAGAUCUGUCUGGAUCUGGGGACUUGUCUGGCUCUGGAGACAGGGUAACCAGUGGAGAUCUGUCUGGAUCUGGGGACUUGUCUGGCUCUGGAGACAGGGUAAUCUCUGGAGAUCUGUCUGGAUCUGGGGACUUGUCUGGCUCUGGAGACAGGGUAAUCUCUGGAGAUCUGUCUGGAUCUGGGGACUUGUCUGGCUCUGGAGACAGGGUAAUCUCUGGAGAUCUGUCUGGAUCUGGGGACUUGUCUGGCUCUGGAGACAGGGUAAUCUCUGGAGAUCUGUCUGGUUCUGGAGAUCAAUUCACCUCUGGAGACUUGUCUGGUUCUGGAGACCUGGCAGGCAGUGCCAGUGCUGAGUUACCCAGUGGAGCGUCAGGCUUCAGCAGUGCAGACGCUUCUGGAUCAGCUCUCAGUGGAGAAGGAUCCGGCAUCACUGUUGUUUUUUCGGGCAUCGACAGCAUUGUCUCUGGAGAGGGCUCAGUUUCAGGACGACUCCAAGAAGCCGAAGAGGGAAGCACAGGGAUCUUUAUCUUCCCUUCAUCUGAAUCAGGCUCUGGAGUGCUCAGUGGAAGCGGGGACCUCUCCGAAUUUGGAUCUGGAUCUGGAUUCAGCUCUGCAGAGAGUGGAUCUUCCAGCUCUGCAAGUGUCAUCACCGAUCAGGACUUUUCUGGAUUCAGUGGUUUCCCAUCAGGCUUCUCCUCUGGAAGUGCUAGUGGACAGUCAGGAGAGCUUUCUGGAAGUGGAGACAUUCAGAUUUUACUGAUAGAUCGUGAACUGAUUGAUGCGUCCACCCCUAGUACCAACAAGGAGUAUGAGCUUAGUGGAGGCCUACUGUCGUUCAGUGGUUCUGGAGACAUUUCAGGAUCUGGGAUUCUCAGUGGCUCGGCCUCUGGAAGUGGCUCUGGGUUCUUCUCGGGUGUGACCUUUGUGGGAUCAGGGUUCACUGACAUGACAGUGUCAUCCUCUGGAGAGCAGGAGGCCUCUGGGUUUUUACUCCACAGCUCUGGACAGGAAAGUGGUGGACAUUUGUUUUCUGGAUUUGGAAGCUCAGGUUUCCUCUCUGGAUCUGGAUCAGGAAUGUCUCGAUCAGGAAUGUCUGAAUCAGGAAUGUCUGGAUCUGAGUCCUCAACGAGCGGAGAAGAAGGCAGUGUUACAUUUUUAACUGGGGAGUUUUUGACAGAGGUAUCCGGAGACGCUACACUGUCUAUGGAGCUUGGACAGGGGUCGGUGGAGUACAGCGGAGAAGGAAGCAGUAGCAGCAGUGGCUUCUACUCUGGCAGCGGAGACACACGCUUGUCCACAGCCAGUGGCACUUUUUCAGGGGUUUCCUCUGGUGAUCUGCCACAGGUGGUGGUGCUGCCCUCUCCAUCCAGUGAGUGGGCACUGACAGAGAGCACCACAGGACCAGAGGAGGCCCUCAGUGGGGCUGAACUGUCACAGAUCCCUAGUGGCAUCUAUGGAACUCCCCACCCUGUGCUUGCUCCCGCAGGACUGGCUGCUCCCCCCACCGCAACUACACCAGCCUCUGUGCAGGCACCAGGCGAUGGUAAAGAAACAGAUUCAGUGGAGGGUGGUUUUAACCCAUGUGAACCCAACCCCUGUGGAGCUGCUUCAUGCACCGUAGAGGACGGGGUUGCUCUAUGCCAUGAGGUAGAUGUGUGCCAUCCCAACCCUUGUGCCAAUGGAGCCACCUGUGUGGAGAGUGCAGACUCUUUCAAAUGCUUAUGCCUGCCCAGCUACGGAGGGGAACGCUGUGAGAUCGAUGAGCAGCAGUGUGAAGACGGUUGGACUAAGUUUCAGGGGAACUGCUACCUGCACUUCUCUGACAGAGAGGUGUGGCUGGACGCAGAGCAGCGCUGCCGGGACCUGAACGCCCAUCUGGUCAGCAUCAUCACCCCAGAGGAGCAGGACUUUGUCAACUCAAACGCACAGGACUACCAGUGGAUCGGGCUGAAUGACAAGACAGUUGAGAAUGACUUCCGCUGGACAGAUGGCACUCCACUGCAAUUCGAGAACUGGAGGCCGAACCAGCCAGAUAAUUACUUAAACUCUGGAGAAGACUGUGUGGUGAUGAUCUGGCAUGAGAACGGCCAGUGGAACGACGUGCCCUGCAACUACCACCUGCCGUUUACCUGCAAGAAAGGCCCAGCGUCCUGUGGCGCCCCGCCGGAGGUGGAGAAUGCCCACAUGUUUGGUAACAGGAGGGAUGAAUACCCUGUCAACGCCAUCAUCCGGUAUCAGUGCAACCCAGGCUUUACACAGCGCCACCCUCCCGUGGUUCGCUGUAAAGCAGACGGACAGUGGGAGAAACCCCAAGUGGAAUGUACUGACGUGAAAGCCAGAAAAAGGAUACAGAGGAGGAGCAGCAGGAGACUGGCAGCCAGCAGCAAGCUUCACUAAAGAGGGGGGAAAAAAAGAGGAAUUAACUAUUUAAGAACAUUUGCCGCACACGGAAAUCCAUUUUCCAUUUUAGUGAAGAUGAUUCGAAGCGUUAAAUUGUUGGAAGGCUACGUCAUAGUUCGGUCCCCUGUCCUUCAUAAUAUAUUUUAAUUAUAUAUAAUUAUUGUAUUGCUCUGAGUUUAUUUGCAUCGUGUGUUUUGUUAUAUAAUUUUGUUUGGUAAAAUCAUUGCUGGGAUUCUUUGUUCCAUAUGAGUUUUUUAGAAGGCAGCAUCUGUCUGGUUCACUGUAGUCUGCUGUAGAUCUGUACCACAGAGAUGAAGGUCGGAGGAUGUUGGCACGUUAGGAUCGGCUGUAAAACUAGUUUAUGGUGUGAGACAUCAACAAGUUAUAUGUUUGUGUACCCGUAUGGCAUAGCUUAUCGUUAUAUCUGUCAGGAGAAAAUCACAGCAGGGAAGAUACUCCUUUGGCAACGUUAAAGGGAAAUACUGGUGUUUUUAAAGUUCACAUCAAUCAUCCCAGUUCCCCUGCUGGUUUCUGCACUCAGUAAGUGUAGCUAAAGGUAAAGCGGCAACCUCCGGUGCUGAAACAGGAUGCCAAGGCGGAAGUGCCAAAACCUGCAGUUCAUCAAGUGUUCACUUGAUGAUGGCUCCAAGAGGGAGUCAAUCCCCAUAGACCCAAUCACAAAGUUUGUUUGCAAUAAGUUCCCAGUAGAAAACCCCUGCGUCCUGUACAUACAAUUUAACGGUGCUGAGCAAACAGGGCAGAGGAACAACUGGAUAUACUUUUUAUGUUAUUUUUCUAAAAUGCAUGUUUGACUAACGUUAGCUUGGAGAGCUAAUUUACCUGUUGGGCCACUGACUAAAGAAAAUGACGCCACCCAAACUAGCAGUCAGUCCAGCCGGCGGUGAGAUGUCGCUGUUCGUAGCGCUGGAUUUGGUUUAUCAAAGACGUUAGCAAAGCAACACAGGACUGAAAAUAAGCACAGCAGAGACGACAGAUAGGUCUGUCACUCUACUGUGAGUGACAGGUGGCAGCCAUCACAGCAGGCGAGUAUAGACUGUAGGCUUCAUUCGGCCCGCCUCAGCUUCAUCCAAGCUUCACCUCUUUGCCCAUUUUUUGAUUAACCGACAUCCGGAAACCGCCUACUUUGAGCUUCAUUUUGGCUCUUCAGAAACCUAUGGGUGACGUCACAGAGACUACGUCUAUAUUUUAUACCGUCUUUGUUAAAGGUAUCAUAUUUCCUCUUUCAGAAGAAGCCAUUGGACGCUGUUCCUUCCUGAAUUACAGCUUAUAAAACAACUCCUAUCUGCGGUAAAAACCUUAUAUUUUCAAAUUUCUCAGAGGUAUACAUGUUUAGGAUUAUUGGAUGUUAUUGGGAUUAUUUCACACCUUUUUUUUGGACAUGAUAUCUGGUCCAUAUUACCUUUCAAAAAAGUGGAACGAAGAAAAGAACAUUUAGUAGAUGAUAUUCAAACUAAACUUAGCCAUAGAGUGAAAGCAAAUAAAUUCAAACGAACCGUAUAGCCCGCAAAGUAGCUUGUAAAACAGUGGUUUAAAGCAGAGACGUUUUGGUCAACCUUUUAUUUAAUGGAUUCACACAGUGACAGAGUAUCUGCUGGACUCAGUGAUUGUUAUAUAAGACAGAUUCAGUUCUGUCAUGAGACUACAGCGGCGGCAGCAACAACACACAGGCAGGCUGAAUAAACUUCUACUAGCUCAAUUCUUUCAUAUUUAAUCUGUAGAGGAUCAAGUGAAACUGCUUGUGACCCCACAGUUUGUCAUGUUGGCUGGUCUGAGUCUUUUGUUUUUUGUGUGUUUUAGUAGUCAUCAUCUUCCACGAGGCUGUGCAGUGCAUAGUGUUUCUGUGGAGCAAGUGUCAGUGUAAUGAACCUGUUAUCUAUUUCAUGUUUCUAACCUCAGAGGAAGUAAACAUUACAGUGUGUGAAAUGCCUGUUUGUUUUUUUCCCAACUUUUGACUGCUUUCAUUUGCACACUUGUUUUGUGUCACUGUUGCUGUGUUUGGAGGCUGUGCCUCCUUCAUUCAUACUGUCACCCGCUGCAUGAUAAACCAAAGACUGAGAAUUCAAUUCACAAGCUGUACAUGUGUCUGCUGUAGCCCCAUUGUAUUUACUAAUUUAUAGGAUAAGUCUGUCAAUAUUCUCUAUUUUUUUCUUUUUGUAUAAAGGUACUUUGGACAGCACUCCAGUUAAUACUUUUUUUAUUGCCACAUGGACGUUUCGGGCAGCACCCUUACUCAGCGUGUUUCACAAGCAAUCACCUGUGGAACACGCUGAGGAAGAGCACUGCCAAAUUACUGUCCAAAUUACCUCAAUAAAUUAUUAUUAUUAUCCACGUUAAGGAUCCAGCACCCAGUCUUCAAAGUAUUCUAGUUUUAAUGUGACAAAUCCCAUGAAAAGACCAAUACCAACAGUACAAGUAUUGUGUGUGUGUGUGUGUGUGUGUGUGUGUGUGUGUGUGUGUGUGUGUGUGUCAAAGCCUGAUAUCUAUUCUUCCUCUGUGCCAUAGAGUUCCAUAUAGCAUCCAAAAACUAUUGAAAAGACAUCAGUGAGCCACACUGUUACACUGGAUGACAUGCUCCUUCAUAAACAUGAACACACACACACACACACACACACACACACACACACUGUAUUUUAUUUUGACUCAAUCCCACACGCACAUCAUCCUGCUGUCUGAAAUACUCACUAGAGCACCAAAUGUGGAUUAAUCCGCUGCUGAAAAUAGUCCCCAACAACUGCACUUUUUCCUGAGUAACAUCUGAUAAAAAAGUGUGGGAAAUCACUGGGCCUUUUUGUUUUAUAAAAAUAUGUAUUUGUGACCUGUUCUUAAAGAUGUACAGCAUGCCUUCAGACAUAAGAAAGUCGCGAAGUAUUAAGAGAUGGACUAUCAUAUUGUAGGUUUUGGUCCUUUCACUGGAUUUGUUGAAGAAACACAUAGAUUUACACCAGCUGAUCAUUUACAUUUUCAUCAGUUCAAAUGCAAAUUCAAACAUCAUGUAAAUUUUGGGACAAAGCAGCGGUGUUUAAAUCCAGCUAUAAAACACUGGUUCUUUGCAUGUGGCAGAUAUAAGCAAGGAACUGAUAUAAAACAGAGAAAUAAUACAUGAUUUAGGAGAAACACGUAUUUGCCUCAUUCUCACAUAAUGUCUUUGUCUCAUUUAAUGUUUUCUGAUACCAAAGUGCAGAAUGAAUUCACUGUCUGAAUGUUUGUACUCACAUCAAUCAAUGCCAAAUAAAAAUUCUUUGGUUGUUACCUUC
Sander lucioperca (pikeperch) is the source of this 8162-nucleotide messenger RNA. Its product is annotated as aggrecan core protein-like. The coding region runs from base 169 to 4884 and encodes 1571 amino acids. The record is from RefSeq and is a predicted model, not a curated record. Gene Ontology annotation, biological process: cell adhesion. Lineage: Eukaryota; Metazoa; Chordata; Actinopteri; Perciformes; Percidae. The transcript is spliced from 20 exons. Gene Ontology annotation, molecular function: hyaluronic acid binding; calcium ion binding.